AUGGAUCUCGCCGUCACCUUGAUCAAGGCCGUCAUGCGGGCGUUCUACUCGACGCGAGACAUCCUCGUGGUAGACGCAUUGAUUCUUCAUGAAGCGUACGCCUCUUUGACGAUGUUGAUUAGUCUACGAGAUGACGAUCUUGCCUAUUUAAUGGCCAUCAAUACGAAAGAUUUGCAUAAGAUUUGCGGAAAGCUACGAGAAGAUCGGUUCCUAACAGUCCACACGAGAUCAGAGUUACGACCGGGGAAUCCCCGACCGAGCAAUCGCACGUGGUACUACAUCAACUAUCGACACACCAUUGAUGCCAUCAAGUGGCGGGUUUACAACAUAGACAAGGAGGUUCAAGGAACGACGGUGCCCGUAAAUGAGAAGAAGGAAUAUUUCUGCUCGUUCUGUAAGGCAGAAUGGACGGCGAUGGAGGUAUUGGACAGCGUUGGACCAGAGGGCUUCAUCUGCCACCGAUGCCGCCACCCUCUCUCGUUUGAAGCAGAUCGAAACGCUGGCGGACAUGAACAGUCGACCCGACUGAACGACCAAUUCAAGUUCAUCAGCGAACUUCUACCCAAGAUCGAUGCGGCACACAUCCCCGAAUGCGACUUUGAUCGAGCGUUAUCAAAAGCUCGGCCUGUGGUUCGCGAUGCGACACACCAACGCGCAGCCACAAUACCCGUCGAUGAUGCAUCGUCUCGACCCAUGGCGGUCAGAGGUCUGGCCAAUACGGGCCCACAGUCAAUUGCAGUCAAUAUAUCUACAUCCGACGGGCCAUCCGAGGCUGAGAAAGAGGCCGAAAGGCUUCGCAAGGAAAAGAUUGCACAGCAAAAUGCGCUGCCUGCCUGGAUGUCCAAUAGUACAAUCACUGGAGAGUCAUAUUCCGCAGCUGCUGAAGCCAAUGCUUUGGGGGCGAGCAAGGACCCAGCAGGUCGAAAUCCGUCUCAGAGCAAGCCCGCCGAUAGUGCUUCCAGCACACAGAUUGAUGACAUUUUUGAGAAACUGAAAGCAGAACAGGCUGCGAUUCUGGCUCGAGAAGAAGAAGAGGAGGAAGAGGAAGAAUACGCCUCUGAAGAAGAGGACGAUGAAUUUGAGGAUGUCAUGGCAACUGGUAAUAACUCGGGGCUUGGCACGCCAGGCGUCAAGAACGAGGUAUCAGAAGCGCCAACCGGCGAGGCAUCUCGAAACGGAGUAAACGCGGAUGACAGGGCGAUUAAGAGAGUCAAGGUCGAGGACGAAGUUAAGAAGGAUGAUAGCGGCCUUGACGAAGACGAGGAUGACGAUGAGGUCGAGUUUGAGGAUGUUUGA
Messenger RNA from Trichoderma gamsii, 1296 nucleotides. RefSeq names its product transcription initiation factor TFIIE subunit alpha. The transcript is spliced from 3 exons. NCBI's taxonomy places the organism in Eukaryota, Fungi, Ascomycota, Sordariomycetes, Hypocreales, Hypocreaceae. Bases 1 to 1296 code for a protein of 431 amino acids. Gene Ontology annotation, cellular component: transcription factor TFIIE complex. Gene Ontology annotation, biological process: transcription open complex formation at RNA polymerase II promoter; transcription initiation at RNA polymerase II promoter. The record is from RefSeq and is a predicted model, not a curated record.